Molecule: messenger RNA, 1815 nt
Organism: Lepisosteus oculatus (spotted gar)
Lineage: Eukaryota; Metazoa; Chordata; Actinopteri; Semionotiformes; Lepisosteidae
Source: RefSeq, a predicted model, not a curated record
GAGGGAAGUGUGCUGCCGCGGGGACGAGCAAGGCGCGGGAGCGCGCUUGGAACAGGACCCUGCAGGAGAGGAGCGGUCAUGUGACGCCGCUUGCAGACGCUCUUCACGGACGCCUGCUCGCCUCCUUCGGAAACACACGUUAUGCUUCUGCGGGAGGGGCUGGUGGGUAUCUAGAGUCCAGAUGCUCUAUUUCUGCGGAUGUAGUUAGUUGGGUUUUUGCUUUUUUCCCCGCGAUGUUUGAGCGAUUCCGGUGACCGGAUUCUUCUUGGUAACAAAACUUUCUCACCAGUGUUUGAGGUUCCCAAAGUGCCCGGUUGUGGCCGUAAUGAUGUGUCCGUCGGGCGUGCUGCUCUGAAGACCCAGGUAAGCUCCAGGAAGUCCACAGCAAGAGAAGAGGGAUCGUGGUGCUACAGUUACCAUGACAACCCAAACAGCCACCACUUUGACAGUUCCUGAGGUCACAACUCCCCAGCCUGCCCAGACGGACUCCACCGUCAUUGGAGUGGUGAUCGUGCUGGUGCUGCUCACGCUGGCGGGCGCGGCCUACCUCCUCUUCCGCUACCAGUGCCAGAACAAGGGGGCCUACAGGACGACAGGCGAGCCGGCGCCGGGCGAGGAGCUGGAGCAGGUGGCGGCCGAGGCGAGCCCAGAGGACAAGAAGGAAUACUUCAUCUGAUCCCGGCGGCGCCACUUCUUCAGGAAGACAAGUUUGCCCAGGUGGAUGGACGGUGCCCAACUGUACCGAAGCUGUCGGGCACCAUGACUGGGCUCCGAAGCUCGUUUUAAAGGGCUGGUUUACAACCGCGAUUACGACACGGCGCACUAUAAGACAGGAUGCUUGGGGAGCCCAGAAUGUAAAAAAUAAAACCCACUUGUCUGGACAGGGGCUGCAGCCCCACUCUUGCGAAGUGCCACCGUCCUGCUCCUCUGUUCCUCAGAAGCAGCAGGUCAGUUUCUGGUGCCAGGUCUCUGCCAUGUCCUCCUGUGCCCCACUCAGCCUCCGCUGACCCAGACCUUAGCCUUCAGUCACAAUGACCCUCUUUACAACUCUUUACAAACCGAAGGUGCAGGCUGAGCCGCCUUUUUUUUUAAUACAACAGUUUUAAAAUGUGACCAAUUUAUUCGGAUCGUGUAUGAUUUCUAUUUUCGCAGCUUGACAAGUUUCAUAGUUCAAUCCUUGUUACGUUAAAAUCUAUAUCUUUAUUCCUGCAUGUGAAAUAUGGUGAAAUUGUGCUCUUGUGGGGGUGAGUGAAGGUGCAUUAGUCUGGAUUACUUGUGGCGGACAAGUUACAGUGGCCAAAACACAUUAGUCCUAUCGGUGUUCUUGUUUAAGCCGAGCGUUAGAUAAGCGGAACUCCUGGCGGAGGCAGUUGUUCGUUUUAGUUGAUUUGGUAGGACAUGUUUAAGCAGUAGUGGAACAAGCUAAGGUGCAGUCCAACAGUGCAAGGGAUAGCCCAGUUGGCGCCUUUUGAAUGCUAUGAAUUGUUUGUAAUGGGUUCAGAAUGUGAAUAGUGGUUUUAUGAUUUGAUUUUAAGUAUGUUUAAACAUUUUGCUUUUAUUAACUUGUAUCUAUAUACAUUUUUGACAACUUAUGAACUGUGUUAUCUGCAAGCAGGAAUGUGCAAGGUGACAGUAUGUGACUGCAAGACAAUAACCAACAGGGGGAGCUGUUUCAUCCCAUAGGCACCACCUGUAUUGUAGCUGGAAUUUAGUGAUUUUCUCAACUUUUUUUUUUCUAUACUAUUUAGCUUUUGCUUGGGGUCCUGCCAUACUGGAAACAACUAAGAUUACAAUAAAAUGCCCAUUUGAAUCUUA